Gryllus bimaculatus (two-spotted cricket) is the source of this 4891-nucleotide messenger RNA. Lineage: Eukaryota; Metazoa; Arthropoda; Insecta; Orthoptera; Gryllidae. The record is from the annotation of a GenBank genome assembly.
CAGAACUGCCUGUUGUAAACGCCCCUAAUAAUGAAUAACUCAAACAGCGAGUGAGUUAUAUGUUUUCGAAAAUUAUAAUUUUAGCUUAAACAAUUUAUUGUGUUUAAAUAUCCUCUUCCGAAUCAGGCCGAAGUAAAUGUUCAUCGUGAAGUAGUUCUGUGACGUCAGACUACCAGUUCCUGCUGAAUGCUCCUCCCUCCCUCUCCACCUUUCACGUUCACGGCUCCAUGUUGUCUCGUCUUUGGACGUCUUAGCAGUAUUGCAGAUUGGAUUGAGAUACGUUUGGGUGGAUUGUAAUUGACGUUUAGUCCUAUUUCUGAUGUAAAUUAGACGUUGAAAACAAUAACAAUGGCUCGCUACGGUCAACGUCCAGAAAAUGCUCUAAAGCGAGCGAAUGAAUUUAUUGAGGUGGGAAAACCUGCCCGUGCUCUUGAUGCACUUUAUGAAGUUUUUCGCAAUAAAAAAUGGGCCUGCACCUGGACGGAAAGUGUUUUGCAGCCAAUCAUGUUCAAAUAUUUGGACCUCUGUGUGGAGCUCAAAAAGUCCCAUAUUGCCAAAGAAGGUCUUUUUCAAUACAGAAAUAUGUUUCAAUCGGUGAAUGUCGGGUCAUUAGAAAAGGUCAUACGUUUCUAUUUGAAAAUGGCUGAAGAUAGAACAGAAGCUGCUCGGGAACAGUCGCAACAAGCUGUUGUAGAUAUUGAUGACUUGGAUAUGCUUCAAACUCCAGAAAGCAUUCUUUUAAGUGCCGUGAGUGGAGAAGGUGCUCAAGAUCGUAGUGAUCGAACUAUUUUGACACCAUGGGUUAAAUUUUUGUGGGAAUCGUAUUGCCAAUGUCUGGAACUACUACGUACAAAUUCUUAUGUGGAAACUUUGUACCAUGAUAUUGCUCGAAUGGCUUUUGCAUUCUGCCUGAAGUACAAUAGAAAGACCGAAUUUCGCAAACUUUGUGACAAGUUACGUAAACAUUUAGAGGAUAUUAUAAAGUUACCAGCUUUACAAACGAAUGUCAGCAUUCACAAACCUGAAACCCAACAACUGAACUUGGAGACCAGAUUAGUGCAACUGGAUUCUGCGAUUCAAAUGGAAUUGUGGCAGGAAGCAUACAAAGCUAUAGAAGAUAUUCAUGGACUGAUGAACCUGUCAAAAAAGUCUCCAGUUCCCAAAACAAUGGCAAAUUAUUACCAGAAAUUGGCUAUGGUGUUUUGGAAGGCAGGGAAUUACUUGUUUCAUGCAGCUGCUCAUUUUAAAUUAUUUCAGUUAUCUAAAGAUAUGAAGAAGAACAUUACUCCUGAAGAUUUGCAACGAAUGGCGUGUAGAGUUCUUCUUGCUACAUUGUCUAUUCCACUUCCAUCAGCACAUCCUGAAUUUGAUCGUUUCAUUGAAACAGAUAAGAGUCCUUUGGAAAAAGCACAACGUUUAGCAAUUUUACUUGGUUUGCCACAUCCUCCAACAAGAGCAUUAUUACUUAAAGACUUGGUUCGUUUGAAUGUGGUGGGUCUUGCAACACCUAAACUUCAAGAUCUGUAUAUGUGGCUUGAGGUGGAAUUUCAUCCUCUUCUAUUGUGUUCAAGAGUACAUUCAGUAAUUGAAGAUCUAAAACAAGAAGAAAGUUCUCCUCUCCAUCAGUAUGUUGGUGCUCUUCAGGAUGUAACUCUAGUGCGUCUUAUACGACAAGUGUCUCAAGUUUACCAGACAAUUGAAUUCCAGAGAUUGUUGGAAUUGGCAAAGUUUACUAGUCCAUUUCAUUUAGAGCGUUUGCUUGUUGAUUGUGUUCGACAUAAUGAUAUGCAGAUUCGCAUUGAUCAUGGCAAACGUUGUGUCCAUUUUGGUAUGGAUUUGUCAGAAUCACAGCGUGAAGAUAUUCCAGAAGGACCUACACUGCAAAGUAUGCCGAGUGAACAAGUGCGGAACCAGUUAGUGAAUAUGGCUACUGUUCUUCAUAGAGGAUUGAAUGUUAUUAAUCCUCACAAAAAGAAGAUGGAGCGAGAAAACCUUCGUAUUCAAAUGGUUCAGCAUUAUGAUGAAACUAAGUAUGCAGAGCACGAGCGUGUUUUGGCACGCCACAAAAUCAUAGAAGAUCGUAAAGAAUUUUUGGAAAGAAGGAAUACUGCUCGGGAAGAAGAGCAAGCAAGACGCCAACAAGAGCUUGCUAGGCAACAGCUCGAGGCUGAGCAAAGGCGAAUGGACCAAGAGCGUGAAGAAAGAGAGCGUAAACGUCAAGAAAAUGAAAUUCAACAAAUUAAGGAUCGUCAUCUUAAAGAGAAAAUGCUCCAAAUCUCUCAAACAUCUCAUGGUCAAAAGAUUCUUCGGAAAUUGGAUGAGGAAGAUAUAAAGAAACUAGAUGCUGAACAGAUAGCUGCCAAAGAAAUGGAAGAAUUACAGAAGGAACGCAGAGAGUUUGUUCAGAAGCUCAAAUCUCAGGAAAAGAAGGUUGAUUAUUUUGAACGAGCUAAACGAAUUGAAGAAAUACCUCUCCUGCAGAAGGCUUUUGAAGAAAAACAGAUCCAAGAUCGUAAAUUCUGGGAACAGCAGGAAAAGGAGCGCAUAGAGCAGCUAACCGAAGAACGUGAAUUAGCUGUACAACACAGAGAAAGACUAAAGCGUAUGCAAGGGGAUAAGGAAGCUUUCUUAGAGAAAUUGAAGUCGGAGCGUAGGACAGUUUAUCUGGAGAAACUUAAAGAGUUUGAAAAGAAAUUAGAUGAAGAACGUAAAAAGAGGCUUGCUGAACGUAAAAACAAUCGUAAGGAAGAACGCCGUCAGAAAUGGAUGAAGGAACGAGCUGAAGAAGAAAAAAGGAAAGCAGAAGAGGAACAAAGGAGACUCGAGGAAGAAGCACGUCGCAAAGAGGAAGAGGAAGAAGCAGAAAGGAAAAGAAAACAGAAAGAGGAACUCGAGGAAUAUCGGAAGAAGAAGGAAUUAUUGGAUCAGCAGGCAGAAAGACAAAGACAGCGAGAAUUAGCUGCUGAGGAGAAACUGAGAGAACAAGAUAGACAAAUGGGCUUGGGUGGUCCUAGUAGUUGGAGACGUCCAGCUGGUGGGCCCCCUCCUGCUCAGGUUCGAGAUCGUGAUCGUGAAGGCGAAAGAGAGGUUGGCAGAGAUGAUUUCAGUAGACGGGAGCCAUCAGAUUGGCGUCGUGGAGGAAGAGGUCGUGAGCCAGAAGGAAAACCAGACCCAUGGAGACGCGGUGGAGAUACCGACCGUGAGAGGGAUCGUGAACCUGAUAGAGAACGUGAGCGUGGGUUUGAUAGAGAUAUGGAAAGGGACAGAGACCGCGGUGGAUUUGAUCGUGAUCGUGGUGGCUUUGACAGAGGCCGUGGAGGGUUUGAUCAUGGCGGUAGUGGUGCUGGAGGUGGCAGCAGUUUUGAAAGAGGCAGAUUCGAAAGAUCAGGCAUGGAUCGUGGAGGAGCUGGUGGUGGCAGUUGGCGCAGAAAACCUACGGAUGGAGAGCCUGGAGAUGAUAGGGGAAUGAAUAGAAUGGAUGACAGACGUCCUCCCCGUAGAGAUGAACCUAUUACUCGAGGUGGUAGGGAUGAACUACCCCGACGAGGCAUGGAUGAACGUGGGGGUCGAGAUGAGCCAAUCACACGUGGUGGAAGGGAUGAUCCCAUUAGUCGUUCGGGAAGAGAUGAUCGUGGAAUGGGCAGUAGUGGAGGAUCAAAUUGGCGCUCCAAGGAACCUGAUCGUGGCAGUGAUCGUGAUUUACCACCAAUGCGAAGAGCACCAGAUGAACGCCGAAGAAUGGAUGACAGAGGUCGGGGUGAUCCUCCAAGGGAAAACCGUGAGGGUGGUCGAAUGCCUGAGCAGAGGUCUGGUGGAGAGGGUGGAGACGAUGAUAGGUGGGAACAAGUAAAGCGCCGUUGAGAAUGGAUAUCCUACACGUAAUGCCUAAGAGCACUGAGAUGGACUGUUGUGGACUAUCCAUCUGUUGAAGUAAUUCAUUGUGCUGUGGAUCUGCAUCAGAGUUAAAAUGGUGUUGAAAGUAAUAUAAGCUUCAGGUUGUUCUUAACAGAUCACUUAGUAACAUUUGUGAAUAAAUCUGUUUUUGGAUGAUACAAUUUAUUGGAACACUGGCCUAUAUAUGUAUAUGAAAAUAAUAGAUUCCAUUUGAAUAUUUUUGUUUUCCUUCCUUAGCUUUUGAAAUAUUGUGUUUCAUGCUUUGCAAGUUAUAUUAAUUUUUUUUUUUAAGUAUAUUUUAAGAUGUAGUACAUGGAAUUAUUAAACUUGCAUUACAGAGAAAUGGAAUUUUGACUUUUAACACGUUGGUAAUGGUCGUAAUUGAUUUUAUCUUUUUCUCAACCAAGCUCUACAUUUAAUCAUGUUUUGAGAUUAGAGUAAGUAUUCUAUAUUACAUUAUAGGUUGCGGAUAAUACACAAAACUUGACAAAAUUUUGGAAUGUUGUGUAUUUUCUAUUUGUAUUAUACUAGUUGCUUUCAUCUCAUGUAUUUGGAAAUAAUGUGUACUUCCAGGUGAAGUGUAUACAAUGCUUGCAGAUGAAUAAAUUCUGUUGUCUAUAAUCCAAUGUUUUGUUACAUCACCGAACUUAGUUAUUAUAAGUUAUGCAGAUAAGAGAUUUAAGAAUACUGUACAUGUUGUAGUAACUUAAGAUAUACUUAAUACUCGAACAUAUAUGUUUCAUUCCUGGAUAAAAAUUUGUAUCAUCAAUACUAUUUUUUUCUUUUUGGAAGUCAAUCCUUAAGCACUGUGAAUGACUGUUCUCUUCUAAUAGUGAUAUCGUGAAUAAUAAAUUAAGCAUAAUUUAACUCUUCAACAAAAACUUGAUUCUUUAUGCAUUCUCAAAACACUGAAUUUUUUGUAAGGGUUAAAUGUUUCAAAUGACUGCUGGACAUUGCAUUUAUAUAGAUUUACUAAUCUUGCAUAUAAAAACAUUCU